Galeopterus variegatus (Sunda flying lemur) is the source of this 799-nucleotide messenger RNA. RefSeq names its product calcitonin-related polypeptide alpha (gene CALCA). Gene Ontology annotation, molecular function: calcitonin receptor binding; hormone activity. The record is from RefSeq and is a predicted model, not a curated record. The transcript has 4 exons. Gene Ontology annotation, cellular component: extracellular region. NCBI's taxonomy places the organism in Eukaryota, Metazoa, Chordata, Mammalia, Dermoptera, Cynocephalidae. The coding region runs from base 69 to 509 and encodes 146 amino acids.
GGCCGCCGCCGCAGCCGCAGGAGCCGUCGCCGCCUCUGCUCCAAGCCACCGCCCGCCAGAGAGGCGUCAUGGGCUUCUGGAAGUUCUCCCACUUCCUGGCUCUCAGCAUCUUGGUCCUGUACCAGGCCGGCAGCCUCCAGGCAGCGCCAUUCAGGUCUGCUUUGGAGAGUAGCCCAGACCCGGCCACACUCAGUGAGGAGGAAGCGCGCCUCCUGCUGGCUGCACUGAUGCAGGACUAUGUGCAGAUGAAGGCCAGUGAGCUGGAGCUGGAGCAGGAGCUGGAACAGGAGCAGGAGACAGAGGGCUCCAGCCUGGACAGCCCCAGAUCUAAGCGCUGCAGUAAUCUGAGUACCUGCAUGCUGGGCACAUAUACGCAGGACCUCAGCAAGUUUCACACCUUCCCCCAAACUGCAAUUGGGGUUGGAGCACCUGGCAAGAAAAGGGAUAUGGAAAGCGACUUGGAGAGAGACCAUCAACGUCAUGUCAGCAUGCCCCAGGAUGCCAACUAAACUUUUCCCUCUCCUUUCUAAUUUCCUCUCUUGCUUCCUUCCUAUAACUUGAUGCAUGUGGUUCCUCUCUGGUUGCUCUUCGGGCUGGUAUCAGUGGCUUUCCUUGUGGCAGAGAAUGUCUGGAGCCUCAGAUGGGAGGAGAGAGAGCAGGAUUCACAGGCUGGAAGAGAAUCAUCCAGGAAGAAGUCAGAGAGUGAGGGCAGCCCUGAGUUCCCCCCAGGAUUCCAUAGCAGAGCUUCUCCAUCCUGCUUAUGAAUGUGCUAGUAAUUGGGGGAAUAAAACUAUUUUUC